CGGAUUAUUCUCUUCACCUACCUAGAUCUCUUUUUCAAUUCUUAUCCAUUCAUCUUUUAUUUCUUUUCUCCUUCCUAUAUUGAAAAAGAUUUUGAUAGACAAUUUCGACUAUCCUUGGUUUCAAGUGAAGGAACGACAAAGCUUUUCAAAUAUUCAUUUAAAAAUCGUAACAAUACUAACGACAUUAAUAUAAAUACGAACGAUGAUGAUAAUUCUAUAUAUAAAUAUCAGGAAUUUUUAAUGGUCGAUACAAGUGAUUAUCAACAAAUACAAAGUAUUGAAAUAUAUAAUAUUAACACUUCACAGUUAGUGAAUGUUUUUUAUAGAUAUUGUAAAGAAGAAGAUUCUUUAAUUUCAAGAAACCAUGAACCCGGAAUUUUUGCAGUAUCAACUGAUUCAAGAUUAUUUGCUUAUUCUUAUGGAGAUAAUAUUAUUACAAUUUAUCUAAUGGAAAGUGGUCUUGAGGUUGUUUCGAAAAAAUUUAAUAAUAAUAUUUAUAAAAUCAAAUUUUUAGAAUUUAUUGAAGAUAAUGAAAAAUUAUUCAUUAUCGAAGAAGAUAAAGAAA
Messenger RNA from Rhizophagus irregularis DAOM 181602=DAOM 197198, 565 nucleotides. The record is from RefSeq and is a predicted model, not a curated record. Lineage: Eukaryota; Fungi; Glomeromycota; Glomeromycetes; Glomerales; Glomeraceae.